Anopheles cruzii is the source of this 2168-nucleotide messenger RNA. RefSeq names its product N-alpha-acetyltransferase 60 (gene Naa60). Gene Ontology annotation, biological process: N-terminal peptidyl-methionine acetylation. The coding region runs from base 319 to 1110 and encodes 263 amino acids. The record is from RefSeq and is a predicted model, not a curated record. Gene Ontology annotation, molecular function: protein-N-terminal amino-acid acetyltransferase activity; histone acetyltransferase activity. The transcript has 5 exons. Gene Ontology annotation, cellular component: Golgi membrane. NCBI's taxonomy places the organism in Eukaryota, Metazoa, Arthropoda, Insecta, Diptera, Culicidae.
AGGGAACAACCCGAAAAAGGCAACAUUUGUGCGCCUUACUUGCGAUCUUUGCAUGCCGUAUCAAGACUGAAUAUGGCACUUGUAACAGACCGCGCGAUAUCGAAGCGAAAGUGUUAGUGAUAAUGGGUGGCAAUCGAAAGUUGGCCGAAUGAAAGAGGGUGAAAACGAUGAUACUGCGGUUACAAGUGGUCGGUAGCGGCGAUGUGAUAAACGGAACAGGUCUAGCGUAAGAAGCAGGGCCACAGUUUCGUACAGUUCUCGCUGGUUCAAACGCAACCAAAGAAACGGAAUCGCAGUGCGGACGGUGGCGAAGCUUCGAUGGCGCAAUCAUUCACUUGGUUUCCGGUAAACCAUCUUGGUAGCCCUAAGAACAAUGAUCGGCUCCACACCCUAAACGAAUAUCCGCCAGUCCCACUGUGCUCAGUAAACGAUGUGCAGCUCCGUUUUCUCUGCCCCGAUGAUCUCGAAGAAGUUCGAACUCUGUGCCAGGAUUGGUUCCCGAUUGACUAUCCGUUAUCUUGGUACGUGGACAUAACUUCAAGCACGCGCUUUUACGCACUGGCAGCAGUCUACAACUUCAGCAUCAUAGGACUAAUCGUGGCGGAAAUUAAGUCGUAUAAUAAACUCAACAAAGAGGAUCGUGGAAUUUUACCGGAAUCGAUGGGCCGUGAUGCCGAGGUUGGCUACAUAUUGUCACUCGGUGUGCAUCGAAAGUAUCGCCAGAAUGGCAUCGGUUCGCUGCUACUCGAUUCGCUUAUCAACCACUUAACGACGGCCGAGAGGCAUAAGGUUAAGGCAAUAUUCCUGCAUGUCCUCACAACCAACCGAACAGCUAUUCUGUUCUACGAACGUAGAGGUUUUGUUCUUCAUUGUUUCUUGCCUUACUACUACUCGAUUCGAGGGAAAUGCAAAGAUGGUUUCACGUACGUCACUUACAUCAAUGAAGGUCACUCACCAUGGUCACUAUACGAUUAUUUGAAGUACUGGUGCUCAUUAAUUGUAACUGCCGGAGGCCUUUGCUCGUACAUUUGCGGCCGAAUGCGAAGAGUGUUCCGAUGGGCAUGCCGUCGCACAGUAAACCGAUUCAACCUGGAACAAGACGACGACUAAGACAGCCUUCCUUCCAGUGCGCAGUUCCAGCACCAGCCGAACCAUCUACAUCCACUUCUCAUAGGGCCGUUUCUUACCGAAAGCAUCUUGCAUGCUCCUCGACCAUGUGGCGGUUUUAUUUUCAACUUUUUAUACAAAGAGGAUCAAAAGGAACGCCCAAAACAUAAUCGAAACCACAAAAUAGUACGUAAGUAGCUAAAUGAAAUUUGUGGCAGUCGCACUGAUUUUGUACACACACACUACUGCGAGACGGCCUCCUCGCUUUUGGCGAUGGAGUGGCGAACCGUGAUUGAACCUGCACCACACGUAUUGGAAUAUAACUUCGCAAGUUUUUACUUUGUAUGUAUCGGUUAGCAGGCAAAGGGGGUCAGCUAACGUCGAUUCGAGUGAUGAUAUGAGUAAAAGUGCAUUUUAUUUGUGAUAACACAUCUUUCAUCCGCUUUUCUUCUUCUCUGGUGGGUAAGGUUUUGAAACAUUUUCGAAUAAAAAUAGCAAGAAGUUUAUUGUUAUUAACAGCAAACAAAAUAACCGCAUCGACCAACGAGACAUGCAGAAAGAAGCGAAGAACAUAAAAAGUAUCUAAGAACAAAUCUAAGUCAGCGAUGAAUUGUAAAACAAACAUAAGCAAGAGAGAGACAUUAGAAUAAAGUGUCUGAUCGACUUUUCAAGCCAAGAGGAAGUGCAGUGAGGAAAAAAAUGAAACAAGAAAUCAUAAAGACAGUUAGCGAUAUUCGUUAUUCAGUAUGAUGGAAAGAGUUUUACCUUUUGUUUUCGGGUGCAUGUUGAGUUUGUGUUACAUUUAAAAUGUUUUCAAUGCAUGUUCUUUUCUCGCAAUGUCUAUAUAGCUGUUUGAGAAGGAAUGAACAAAAAUCUAACAAACGCAGUCAAAUAUACAAAACAGAUCCUUUUCGAUCUGAUGCCAGUUCUCUGAGAGUACCGUGGACAGGGAUAGAAAUUAAAGAAAAACGGAAUAUCGGAAUUAAUACUGCCUAAGGUAAUAUUUAUGGAACGCACAUGCAUUCUAUUCAACGUAGGUAACGAUGUACGUUUAGAAGAAA